AUGGCUACAAGCUGUUUGGCUAGAUGGUCGUGUUUGCUCUGCAGCCCCUCCACUGCUGAGUCAUCCUUCUUCUUCUGCGACUGCAAUGUGGCCAGUGGCGCUUUGACCAAUUACCGUGCCAGAGGCACGAACUCUGCCACACUCAACUGCCAGUUGCUCUCGCCAACCACAAUUGAUCGCCAAGAGCAGGCUGCACACCACCUAACUGGUCAGACGGCAGCUCCUGGCCCGACACUCCGCCCAGUCCCGGGAAAGCCCAAUCCAGCGACUGCUCUAAGCUCCGUGCUUUGUGUCCCCAUGCGUCGGUGUGCAAUCGCAUACCCACCAUAUUUUAUUAGCGAAGGUCAAAAUCAGAAUUCCCGCAGCUUGCUCGGAACUCGUCUGCAAGGUUUGUACAUCUUUCUGAAGUUUGGCAUACGUGGAAUAAAGGGUGAAACCAAGUACAUGAUACAUGAGCUUGGAUACAGCGACUCCAUUCGUGCAAUAAUUCGUGGACAAUCCGACGAUCCUUGCAAAAUUAACACGACUUUCUUUGGUUCCAACACUAAAGCGGCGGCGGUAACGAUGGUAGAAAAUGAAGACAUCCCUGAAUACCGGGCAGAUGAGAUUGAUCGCCCUUUCCAGUGGCUACCACCGUCUGAUGCUUAUAUAUCCUUGUAUCCCCUGUUCCACGUUGUUGAGACUGACUCUCCUGAAUCCCCACGUGUUCAGAGGUUCGGAGAAUAA
This is a messenger RNA of Opisthorchis viverrini, 726 nucleotides long. RefSeq lists its product as hypothetical. The transcript has 5 exons. The record is from RefSeq and is a predicted model, not a curated record. NCBI's taxonomy places the organism in Eukaryota, Metazoa, Platyhelminthes, Trematoda, Opisthorchiida, Opisthorchiidae. Bases 1 to 726 code for a protein of 241 amino acids.